AUGGGUCGUGGGUUGUCUGGCCUCGUGCUGCGGAGCGGCGACCUGCUCUGCUUUGUGUCGAGCAUGUGGGAAAUUUCAGAGCAGUUCUGUAGCAUGGCCACGAGAAUCGCAUACGCACUCAUCCUCCUCGUGAAUUCUAUCCUUUCGUGGAUAAUGCUCACCAGAUGGGCCUUGAAUAAACUCGAACAUCUUACAUUCGACUUUUUACCUAUCAGUUGUGAUGGAGAAAAAUGCCACGGCUGGGUUGCCGUUCAUCGCAUCAAUUUCGCCCUCGGCCUUUUCCACAUCAUCCUAGCGCUCCUCCUGCUCGGAGUACGUUCGUCGAAAGACCAUCGCGCCGGUUUACAAAAUGGAUACUGGGGCCCCAAAAUUAUCAUUUGGCUGGCGCUGAUCGUCCUCUCGUUUUUCAUCCCAGAGCCGUUCUUCUUCGUUUGGGGCAGUUAUUUCGCUUUCAUCGGUGCAAUACUAUUUUUGUUGCUCGGUCUUAUUCUCCUAGUCGACCUUGCACAUACAUGGGCGGAAUUAUGUAUUGAAAAGAUUGAAGACAACGGCUCACGGAUGUGGCAGACCCUGCUGAUUGGCUCGACUUUGGGGAUGUAUAUCGCAUCCUUUGCCAUGACCGUCCUCAUGUAUGUGUUUUUCGCACAUAGUGGCUGCUCGAUGAACCAAGCCGCAAUAACCGUAAACCUGAUCCUCUUCUUGAUUAUUUCCGCGGUAUCUAUCCAGCCCGCUGUGCAGGCGGCGAAUUCUCGUGCUGGCUUGGCACAGGCAGCUAUGGUCACUGUUUACUGCACUUACUUGACCAUGUCGGCGGUUUCCAUGGAGCCAGACGACAAACAAUGCAAUCCCCUUCUUCGUGCCCGUGGUACUAGAACCGCUUCCAUCGUCCUUGGAGCCAUUGUCACUAUGUUGACUAUUGCUUACACAACCACACGCGCUGCUACCCAAGGCAUAGCCCUCGGAUCAACCGCGGCGCAUGCUGAUUAUUCCCGCUUGGGUCAGGAUGAGAUGGAUCACGGUCUUGUCACACAGCAGCCUGGGCGUAACCGCCGCGAAAUGCGUGCUGAGGCGCUUCGUGCCGCAGUUGAGAGCGGAAGUCUCCCGGCAUCGGCGUUGGAUGAUAGCGAUGAUGAAUCGGAUGACGACGCUGACUCUAAGGAUGACGAGCGGGGCUCAACUCAGUACAAUUACUCGUUGUUCCAUAUCAUUUUCUUACUUGCUACGAUGUGGGUGGCUACUUUACUUACGCAGAACUUGGACACUGAAGCAAAGGAUGAUCUAGCCCCGGUCGGCAGAACAUAUUGGGCCAGUUGGGUAAAGAUUAUCAGUGCCUGGGUAUGCUACGGCAUAUAUCUGUGGACCCUAGUCGCUCCUGUUUUGAUGCCCGAGCGAUUUGACGGUUAA
Molecule: messenger RNA, 1404 nt
Organism: Uncinocarpus reesii 1704
Lineage: Eukaryota; Fungi; Ascomycota; Eurotiomycetes; Onygenales; Onygenaceae
Exons: 4
Coding region: 1-1404 (467 amino acids)
Cellular component (GO): membrane
Source: RefSeq, a predicted model, not a curated record